Molecule: messenger RNA, 357 nt
Organism: Soboliphyme baturini
Lineage: Eukaryota; Metazoa; Nematoda; Enoplea; Dioctophymatida; Soboliphymatidae
Source: the annotation of a GenBank genome assembly
AUGUACCACGCAUUUGAUAUUAUUUCUAUCAGCAUCGUGGUGCAGAUUCACGUGCAAGCAAUGUUCCUACAAAUGACUCACGUUGGAAGCUCCUUUCAACAGAUACUACAGAUUUUGGUGAUAAUUGAACAGAUCUAUUCUUCAAGCUGUCUUCCUUACACUUACGGUACCACAGACUUCGAGAAGAAGAAAUUUAGACGUCUGAACGAAACGGAAGUCCAUCCAUUCAAUCACCCGUUCCUUGUGAUGCUAACGUCUUCAGACACGUACGAACUUCCGUUUUGUCAUGGAACGUUCGUUGACAUCUGCGGAAUGUAUUUCGUCGUCGUCCCUAGUCACUGCUUGCUUGAAGAGUAA